UUCCAGACACGCCCUAACCACCACAGCUGCCAGCGCUCUGGAGAAGAGGAGGUUCGGGUGAAAGUGGAGCUGAGGGGAAGAGAGGAAACCUGAGGGCAGGCUAUGCGGGUCCGGACUCUUAUUAACAGGCUGUCAGCGCAAACCGAAGGGCGCCGAGAUGUCAGCGAGGGGACGAGGAUGUAGCACACCUGAGGAGAGCGGCGUGUGGCGCGUUUGAGAGACGGAACUAAUUCUGGAUUCAAUGCGUGUGCAGUUCCUCACCAGUGAUGAGUUGGCUCCUGUUGUGGAUUGUAACAGCAGCCGGGAUUCAACAGGCCUACUCCCUGAAUUCCACCACCAUGCGGCCUGCCACAGCUGUCACAUCCCCAUUUGUAGACCUGUACAACCGCACACAGUACUGCAAGUGGCCCUGCGAGUGUCCAGAGACCCCCCCUAAGUGCCCGCCAGGUGUAAGCCUCCUCAUGGAUGGCUGCGACUGCUGCAAGACCUGCGCCCGGCAGGUGGGCGAGGUGUGCAACGAGGCAGACAUGUGUGACUACCACAAGGGACUGUACUGCGACUACAGCUCAGACAAGCCUAGGUACGAAAAAGGAGUGUGUGCAUACAUGGUGGGAAUCGGCUGCGAGCACAAUGGCGUGAUCUACCGUAACGGGGAGAGUUUCCAGCCCAACUGUAAAUACCAGUGCGUGUGUGUUAACGGUGCUAUUGGCUGUGUGGGGCUGUGCACAGAGUCUCAGCCUCCCCGCGUUUGGUGCCAGACCCCACGACGAAUCAAAGUCCGGGGACAGUGCUGCGAGCAGUGGAUCUGUGACGAGCCCAGGAGAGGGCGCAAGACAGCGCUGCGACAUGCAGUCGAGGUUUUCCCAGCCGAGACCACGAGCUGGCACAAAAACUGCAUUACCCAGACUACCUCAUGGAGCCCGUGCUCAAAGACCUGCGGCCGCGGCCUGUCCAUGAGGAUCUCCAAUGCCAAUGAGCGAUGCGAGCUGUUUAAAGAAUCUCGUCUCUGUAACCUGCGGCCGUGCGAGGUCGACAUCACCAAACACAUCAAGCCAGGGAAGAAAUGUCUUAAUAUCUACAGGGAAGAUCAGCCAACAAACCUCACCAUCUCCGGCUGCACCAGCAAGAAAGCGUACCGGCCCAAAUACUGCGGCGUCUGCACCGACGAACGCUGCUGCAUCCCCUACAAAUCCAAAACCAUUGACGUGGAGUUUGAGUGUCCCAACGGGACGGGAUUCACCUGGAAGAUGUUGUGGGUUCAGGCCUGCUUCUGCAACCUCAGCUGCAGAAGCCCCAAUGACAUCUUUGCUGACCUGGAGAAUUAUUACGGUUAUCCAGAGGUUAUGAACUAAGAAGCGACCUGUCGGUUUGUCCCAUCUGUAAAGAGCUUUAGAACUUUUUCCUGACUUUCAUUUCCUAUGCAGUUUUUUUCCUUUCCUUUUUUAGUCCAAUCAUGUACAAGGGAUUUUGUUCUGUUUUCUUUUUCCUAUUGGAAAAAUCUGUAAAUAUCACAUAUGUGUAUUCAUAAAGCAUGGUGUGCUUUUGAAGACUAUUUAAAGAACUGUUUGCAAAUGAAAAUAUUCAACAAAGCAUGUGAAAUACUGAAGGUUUAAUUUAUUUAUGAGGCUUUUGGCAUAUAUACUGGCAUGCUAUGUUUUUUGGACGACGUCUCACAAGGACAUUGCUUGCCUGCCUUUAAACUCC
Molecule: messenger RNA, 1704 nt
Organism: Pundamilia nyererei
Lineage: Eukaryota; Metazoa; Chordata; Actinopteri; Cichliformes; Cichlidae
Gene: ccn4a
Product: cellular communication network factor 4a
Exons: 5
Coding region: 267-1352 (361 amino acids)
Biological process (GO): positive regulation of cell differentiation; signal transduction; cell adhesion
Cellular component (GO): extracellular matrix; extracellular region
Molecular function (GO): integrin binding; heparin binding
Source: RefSeq, a predicted model, not a curated record